AUGUCUGUUCCAUUAACCAAGGUUGAUUCUGCCAUCGCUGGCUUGUCCAUAGCGGAUGAGAAGCCCGAUGCCGUUGAGAAGGAGGUCAAGGGCAAGAAGACUCACAAGCGAACCUCAUCAACGGCGGAAGGUAUCUGGAACAUCAAGGACCUCGAGGAGCAGAAGAUCGAGAUCACUCUGCCAAUUGAAACACAGAAGACUGGGUGGAAACUCAACACCUCCCCCUCAACCAUCGAGGACAAGGAUAUCCUCAAGAUGUUCCUCGUCAACCCCCCAGUCAAGAAGAUUGACCUGCAUUUCCCCCUCGGCCUGGCCGUCACCGCUCGGAACCUCAAGGGUGUAACGAUCAAGGAUGCACUAGACGCCAUCCACAAACAGUUCAAGAAAAAGGCGGAUGACGAACUGGAAAAGCCCUACCUCGCUGGUUUCGAGUGGGACAAGGAGGAGUGCUGGACUCGGUUGAUCGUGCACCAGAAGAAGGAGGGUGCACCACAGCCAAGCAAGAAGUCCAAGAAGAAGGCCAAGGAGGAGUCGUAG
Messenger RNA from Penicillium bovifimosum, 537 nucleotides. RefSeq lists its product as uncharacterized. The record is from RefSeq and is a predicted model, not a curated record. Lineage: Eukaryota; Fungi; Ascomycota; Eurotiomycetes; Eurotiales; Aspergillaceae. The transcript is spliced from 4 exons. Bases 1 to 537 code for a protein of 178 amino acids.